AGGUGUUUAAAGUUUUAAUAAAUUGGAAUUGCAUUUGAAUUAUAAGUCAUAUUUAACACAUACGACUCUUGAGUUGCAGAUGUUACUUUUGACUCUGUUAAACUAUGCUAUUUUUUUAAUUAAAUUUUGAAUUGUGUUAUUUUUUCCAAUUUUUAUUCUUAUUGUGCUACUUUGAAAAAAAUAAUCAGGGAUAUAAUUGCAAAUGCUAAACUAACCGGACUAGAACGAAACAAUGGUGGAAUCUAUGUGGUGCAAAAUAUACUUCACCUAAUCCAGAUCGGGCUCCGGAUCCGAACGAUCACAAUAUUAUGAUAUUAUCCCUCUGUGAAUUGUCUCUCUUUCCCCCUCUCUACAUUUGAAAUCGGAGCACGGAGCUAAUAAUCGGUUCAGGUAUGGAGGAUGGUAACAUGCAAGAGCAGGUUAACGGAAAUCUUUCCGAGGAUAAAAGCUGCAUGCCUUCAUAUAAACAGGAGGAGGAAGCUGUAAAGAAGAAAUAUGGAGGAAUAAUGCCUAAGAAACCACCUCUUAUUUCUAAGGACCAUGAGCGUGCAUUCUUUGAUUCUGCUGAUUGGGCGCUUGGAAAGCAAGGUGCUGAGAAGCCCAAAGGACCACUAGAAGCCCUACGGCCUAAAUUACAGCCCACACAACAGCAAACACGAUACCGGAAGUCUCCUUAUGCCCCGGCAGAUGGGGAAGAUGGAGGAAGUGCUCCAUCCGAGGAUGCAACUGCCAAUGAAUGAGAAGUUACUAUAGAAUAUAGAUCUCUUGUGGGGACUUGAUUGUUAUUCUAAUACCUACAUUAUUGGUGAGUAAUUUUCUGUUAUCUGCUACCAUAAAGUUUGGAUAUUUCUGAAAAGAAACUAAUAUAUAGACAACAUUUUGUAAGUUGGAGAGGGUCCAUUCUUCACUACGCAUAAUUCAAAAAGCCUUAUCCAUUA
Populus trichocarpa (black cottonwood) is the source of this 938-nucleotide messenger RNA. RefSeq lists its product as uncharacterized. Gene Ontology annotation, cellular component: cytoplasm. Gene Ontology annotation, molecular function: protein phosphatase inhibitor activity. The coding region runs from base 393 to 740 and encodes 115 amino acids. The record is from RefSeq and is a predicted model, not a curated record. The transcript has 7 exons. NCBI's taxonomy places the organism in Eukaryota, Viridiplantae, Streptophyta, Magnoliopsida, Malpighiales, Salicaceae.